UUUCUCUUUCCGCGUGUUCUAGUCUGAGAGAAAAAACGGGGAGUCGCAGUGAUGGGUAUGGAGAGGCAAACGUCCAUAGAGACUGAGCCCAUGACUCUUACUAUCAAUCAGCUCCAGUUUGCAAGGGAGGCGGCGCUGUAUGUGAUGAACACAAAGAGCAUGGAAGAAGCUUUGAGUAUUUUCACAGAGGGUUUAGAGCCAGUGCGCAGUGUGUUAAAGAGGAAUGGAGAUUCAAUGAUGAAUUUAGGUGAAGAAUUUGAUAGGGAGGCAAAGUAUCUGCCAACAUCCAAAUCAAGGGACAUUGUCUCUGCUCCCUUUUAGAUUUCAACAUUACAACUUUUUCCUGUAUAUUUUUUUUCAUGUAUAAAACACUAAUCAAUGCAAAUUUUGUCUUUUCAUCAUGUAUAA
Vitis riparia (riverbank grape) is the source of this 408-nucleotide messenger RNA. RefSeq lists its product as uncharacterized. NCBI's taxonomy places the organism in Eukaryota, Viridiplantae, Streptophyta, Magnoliopsida, Vitales, Vitaceae. The coding region runs from base 52 to 321 and encodes 89 amino acids. The transcript has 3 exons. The record is from RefSeq and is a predicted model, not a curated record.